UGUUUUUAAUUUCAUGGUCAACUCAUGAACAGAUCUUCCAGAGGAAUAAGUGGGAAUAAUACUGUAUUAUUGUCACCAUAAUGUUCAAUUAAAAUAAGCCCAUAACAACAGACCCACGGUUUUCAUUCCCUCCUAAAGCCUCACUCUUCCGUUAUUCCUCCUCGGACCAACGAUGGAUGAGAUGUACAGCCUACCACCGGCCUCCAAUUUCACGGCGGCGGAAGAACACCCUACUCUCAUCGCCGCCGCCGGCUACGGCGCCGUUGCGGCCGCAGAAGAAGAAAUGAAAACCAGAAUUGCUUCUCAUCCCCGCUAUCCCCAUCUACUCGAAGCCCAUCUACUCGAAGCCAACAUCGACUGCCAAAAGUUGGGAGCGCCGCCGGACAUAGUAUCGCUGCUCGAAGAUAUACGGCGGGAGAACGCCGGCGGCGAAAGGGGCGCCGCGUCCAGCCUUAUGUUGGGAUCGGAUCCCGAGCUGGAUGAGUUUAUGGAGAUGUACUGCGAUGUAUUGGUGAAGUAUAGGAGAGAUUUGGAGCGGCCGUUUGAUGAAGCUACUGCUUUUCUGAACACCAUGGAGAUUCAGCUUUCUGAUCUCUGUAAGCCGACUUGCAGAGCUGCGCUUGGCCCUUACGUCUCCGGUAAGCAAGCUGUUCUUUCUCUUUCUAUUUCUAU
Phalaenopsis equestris is the source of this 672-nucleotide messenger RNA. Its product is annotated as homeobox protein knotted-1-like 6. Lineage: Eukaryota; Viridiplantae; Streptophyta; Magnoliopsida; Asparagales; Orchidaceae. Gene Ontology annotation, cellular component: nucleus. The record is from RefSeq and is a predicted model, not a curated record. Gene Ontology annotation, molecular function: DNA binding.